AUGUUCCUGGCCUCAAACGGCGUCUGCACCAAGUGCAACAUUGACUUUUGCGCAACCUGCAACUCCACCGGGCAGUGCACCAAGUGCUGGGACUCCCUAUCGCUUUCAAUGUACCUCGCCCCCAACGGCACCUGCCAGUCCUGCGGCGACUACUGUGCCGAAUGCCGCCCCGAUGGCUCCUGCGCCAAGUGUUGGCCAAACGACAGUUGGACAGAGGAUUACACUGAGCCUACCUUCCUGAUUGUCAGGGCUCCCAAUGGCACCUGCGCCAAGUGCACCAAGCACCCCUGGCGCACAGGCUGCCGCGCCUGCAGCGCUGACGGCAGCAAGUGCACCAAGUGUGGCGAGGGCUCUGUGAUGAUCAACAGCACCUGCCAUCCCUGCAAGGACAAAAACUGCGCCGUGUGUAGCCCUUCACCAGAGAAGUGCCAGAAAUGCAUGAAGAGGCCGGCCUGGGCUGAGUACACCGAUGGCUAUGGCGUUGCCCCAGUGUACAUGGACAGGGAGGGCAACUGCCGCGAGUGCACACACCUGGUUGGCUAUGGCUGCAAGGCCUGUGAUCAGGACGGCAAAUGCAAGCAUUGUGAUCCCGACACUGGCAGGGUCCUGCGCAAUGGCGUCUGUGUGCUGUGUGAUGGCUUGGUGGAGCACUGCAAUGAAUGCACCGCCAAGGGCAAGUGCACUGCCUGCGAAGAUGGCUUCCAUCUGCGCGGCGGCAAGUGUGUUCCCUGCGACCGCAUCGACCCGCUGUGCGAGUAUUGGGAGUCAACACCAGUUUGCAGCAAGCGCUGCGCCACCUGCACUUCAUGGGGCCCCAACAACACCGCCACCUACCUCGACGGGAAUGGCCGCUGCCGGCAGUGUAUGCCCAACUGCCUCAAGUGCAGCCGAGAUGGCCGCUGCCGCACAUGUGAUUCCGGCUUCCGGCUGGUGGGCUCCAUGUGUGUCGAGUGCCGCGACUACAGCGACUGUUGCCUGGUGCCGUUCUGCGACGCAUGCUUGACCCCCACCAAGUGCGAUGCCUGCGCCUCAUACACCUACUUUGGAAAUGGGGAGGUAGACACCGGUGUGUACAAGGACGCCAAGACGGGCCAGUGCCGGCAGUGCCAGCGCGGCUGCAGCGAGUGCAACGCCCGCCGCUGCUUAUGGGCGAGCGAGGGCUAUGUGCUUGUUGGCGGGCAGCCAAAGAGGUGCGCCGACCCGCUCUGCGUAGAGUGUGACGCUGCCACGCAGAAGAAGUGCUUGAGGUGCAACUCCAAGGAAAGUGGGUCGUACAUGUUCCCUGGCGACAUAUAUGUCGGCCCGGCGCCGCCCUACAUCGACGCCCGCGGCAAGUGCCACAAGUGCACGGUGAAGGGGUGCGAGCUGUGUGGCAUCGAUGGGCGCUGCCGGAGGUGCAAGUACGGCUACACCAAGGUGAAGCCGGAGGGCAAGUGCGUGGUGGUGUGA
Messenger RNA from Chlorella variabilis, 1449 nucleotides. RefSeq lists its product as hypothetical. The transcript has 8 exons. The record is from RefSeq and is a predicted model, not a curated record. The coding region runs from base 1 to 1449 and encodes 482 amino acids. NCBI's taxonomy places the organism in Eukaryota, Viridiplantae, Chlorophyta, Trebouxiophyceae, Chlorellales, Chlorellaceae.